Hevea brasiliensis (rubber tree) is the source of this 2248-nucleotide messenger RNA. RefSeq names its product disease resistance protein RPM1-like. The record is from RefSeq and is a predicted model, not a curated record. Bases 1 to 2055 code for a protein of 684 amino acids. The transcript has a single exon. Lineage: Eukaryota; Viridiplantae; Streptophyta; Magnoliopsida; Malpighiales; Euphorbiaceae.
AUGGCAGAGGCUCUGGUUAAGUUCUUCCUACAGAGAUUGGAAUCUCUGUUGCUUCAAGAGACUCAGACCUUCGCUGCCCUUAAUGAUCAAAUCGAACAUAUAGAAGGCUCACUCGGGGAGAUUGGGGAAUUUUUGGGAGAUAGGGGCAGCGGAGGAAAUGAUGAUGCUUUUUCGACUUGGGUCAACCAACUUCAAGAUUUGGUUCAUGACAUGGACGACCAAGUUGAUGAGUUCAUCAUUCAGAUGGAUAAGCAAAUCGGAUCCGAUAGGUUGGCAUUGACACAAUGCUUCAGUAAUGAACUACAGAAGAUAGAAUCUCAACUUGCUGAAAUCAUCCGCAGAAUGGCAGAAUCAGCCAUAGCAGAAGAAGAUACUGGAGAGCAAAAAGAUAACACGGAACAAUCUUAUGGAAAGGAAGAAAGUCAGAUGCAAUUCAGUUCAACUACCAUUGAAGGAUGGAAGGAAGAGAAUGAAGGUGAAGGGGAACAAGUUCCCGGGCAGAAAGAAGGUCAGACAUCAACUUUGGUUUCAUUCAACUUAAAAUACAGAAAUUUACCUUACUACCUUCAAGCUGGUUUGAAAUAUUGUUGUAUAUUCCCCGCGAAUUACUGGAUAAACAAGGGGAGAUUGAUCCGGUUGUUGGUAGCCGAAGGUCUGAUACAAGAAAAAACAGGACAUAUGUUGGAGGACAUAGCAGAGGAAAACAUAAAUGAGCUGGUCAUACAGGGAAUGCUUAAAGUGAAGGAUGAACACCUGGAGCAUGGAACCAAAUUCACUGUUUCUUCUCCAUAUCGCAAUUUCAUAGGUGAAAAUUUUGUAAGUACUCUUGCCAAUUCAGAUUUGACUAUCCCCCAUACAGCACGCCAUGUUUUAACAUCAGACAUGAUGAAAACUGGGCACAGUUUAAACAAUCUCCGACCUCGUUCUUUAUUCUUGUUUGGGAAUCAAGAUCAUUUGGAAGGAACUUGGCUGGAUUUGACAUGGGCAAAGUUUUUGCGGGUGCUAGAUCUAGAAGACACCAAAAUCCAGAGUUUACCAGAUGAAGUGGGAGACCUAAUUCACCUGACAUAUCUUGGCUUGAAACACAGCAACAUAAAUGACCUUCCAGCAAGACUUGGUAAAUUACGAGCACUGCAGACUUUAGAUAUCAGAUGGUGUGGGAAUUUAUCAACACUAUCACCGAACGUCUUAAGUCUCGUAAAAUUAAGGCAUCUCAAAAUGUUCAAGAACAUAAAUGUUAGUGGGAUGAAGCUACCAGAGGGAAUAGGUAGAUUAAGAAACCUCUUGACACUAACCGGUGUGCAUGCUGGGGGUAGCAUCGCAGGGGAAUUAGACAAGCUCACUCAGCUCAGAAAACUGGGAGUGAUGGACGUUGCUGAAGAGAAUGCUGGUGAGCUACACACCUCCAUAAUGAAGAUGCAAGGUCUUCUCUGCCUGUCUUUAGAAGCAAAACAUACUUACAACAAGAACCACCUUGUGCUCUCGGAGUCAUUCUUGCCUCCACCUCUUCUUAGGAAACUUCGCCUUGAAGGUUUCCUAGAUAAGAUACCUAGCUGGCUUGGCUCACUGGAAAAUCUUACAAAGCUAAGACUAGGUUUCUCUCAUUUAUCCGAGAACCCAACAUCAGUUCUACAGCUUCUACCCAAUUUGGAAAAUUUAACCUUGUGGCAUGCUUUUGAUGCACAGCAGUUGGGGAAAGAAUUCUGCAAAGCAGGUGGAUUUCCAAAGCUUGAGGUUCUCAGCAUUGCUUCUCAUGUUCUUGAGGCAUGGACAGAACUUGAAGAGGGAGCAUUGCCAAGCUUACAGUACCUCCACUUCCACAACUGCUUGCGUCUAAGGAUGCUCCCUGAAGGUUUGCAGUACAUCACUACCUUGAAGCAGUUGGAUCUGCUGCCUUUGCUUGAUGAACAUGCUGAAAGGUUGAAACCUGAUGGUGGGGAGGAAAAUUACAAGAUCAGAAACAUUCCAAAUAUAUCAUUCAUCACCAUGUCUGUUUUGAAUUCAAUGGUAGGUUCCCAUCCUUGCUGCCAAACCCAAGUGACAUCUGAACAAUAAAGUUAUGGCCUAGUGGCAGGCUUAUGUUUUUCAGACAAAUAAUUACAUUAGAAAUAUAUUUCCCAACUGUGAGAUGUAUCAAUGGAAAAUGUAAUCCCACUUAAACAGAACAUACUUGCAGAAAAGGAAAAGGGUGUACCAUCUUUGUUUUGAGUCUACUUUGCAAAUACAAAUAUCAUGUUUUCUCCGAUUA